Messenger RNA from Maudiozyma barnettii, 795 nucleotides. RefSeq names its product Fmp41p (gene FMP41). The transcript has a single exon. Bases 1 to 795 code for a protein of 264 amino acids. Gene Ontology annotation, cellular component: mitochondrion. Gene Ontology annotation, molecular function: acetylpyruvate hydrolase activity. The record is from RefSeq and is a predicted model, not a curated record. NCBI's taxonomy places the organism in Eukaryota, Fungi, Ascomycota, Saccharomycetes, Saccharomycetales, Saccharomycetaceae.
AUGAGUUUUAAAUAUUUGAAAUCGGUUAAUAAGAUUGUGUGUAUUGGUCGUAAUUAUGCCGCUCACAUAAAAGAAUUGAACAAUGCAAUUCCCAAACAUCCAUUCUUCUUCGAGAAACCAACAACUACGUUGAUUACACCAUUAUCUAGUGCAGAACAAUCAGCAAGUCAAGACCUUGCUACUUUUACUAAAUUGAGAGAAGAUGGAACCAAUCCAUCACCGAUCUAUAUUCCAAAAAAUGUCAACGUUCAUCAUGAGGUGGAAUUGGGUUUAGUGAUGAAGAAUACCAUUUCAAACAUAUCCGCUGAUAAGUUCGGACCCCAGGAUUUGCUGGAUAAUGUUGCAGGUUUUUGCUUAGCGUUUGAUCUUACUGGUAGAAAUGUUCAAGCGGAUGCUAAGAAGAAGGGACUUCCAUGGUUUUUUGCUAAAGGGUACGAUACUUUCUCUCCGGUGUCUCAAAUGUUGACACCUGAUGAAAUUCCUGGUUUUAAGGAAACCCCAUUGGAUCAGAUCCAUUCUAAAUUUCAAUUGAAAUGUUAUGUUAACCUUGAACUAAGACAAGAAGGUCACCUAGACUUGAUGUUGAACCCUAUGCAUAAGAUUGUAGGUCACAUAGCAGAAGCAGUAACUCUGCAGGCAGGUGACUUAGUAUUGACAGGAACCCCAGCUGGAGUUGGGCAACUAAAAAGCGGGGAUGUUAUUCGUGGACAACUGUUCUUUGGUGAUAACUUACUAGUAGAUAUGUCAUUUGACUGUCAAAACCGUCCUGGUAGUUACGAAUAUAAAUCCUCCUAG